AAAUAUAUUUAUUUGUUUAUGUGAAAAAUAAAAAUAUUCCAACAUAAAUAUUGGAAUCCCAGCCUGACCACAGACUGUGGAUAUUUAUUGUUUUAUAACAAAUACAGCCUUGCUUUGAUCCUUAAAAAAAAAAUAAAUUUGGAAUGAUCACUUUGGGGUUAAUCUCAAAAUAAACAGUGAAAAGCAACUUAAGGGAGUCAGAACCAUUUUUAAUUUGCUUUCAUCAUUGUCUCUUGUGAGCGUGCAAUCACUGAAUUAUUGUGUCAGAUUUAAUGAGUUAAUAAAGGGGAAACUGCCUUUCCUGAAAGUGGAAGUCUUUAACAGAUAUUAAAAUUGCAGAGUGAAAUUAAUUAAGUGGUAAUGCUAUCAGCAGAGUGUUUUCCAAGGCAAUUAGAAAAUUCUCUGGUGGCUUCUUUAUCCCAAGGAAAGAAAAGUGAUGCCAUCCAUUUUAUGGGCUGGUUUAUUAGGGAAUAAUAAAGUGUAAUAAAGUGUAAUAAUAAAGUGUAUUGUGGACAUUAAAAGCAUCUGAAAGAACACAUCCCUCAUAUGAGUGUUAAUAAAAUCUCUUGGAUCCUGAAUUAACUCUGUGUAAAUAACCUGGGUGUUGUAGUUUUGCUAACAGAACCCUUUAUAUUUGAAUAAAAUUCCAUUGGAGAACUUUUAGCUUUUCAAAGUGAAUAAAAUUGCAUAUUUGAAUAAAAUUUUAUAUUUAUAUUUGAAUAAAAUUCCAUUGGAAAACUUUUAGCUUUUCCAAGUGAGGCCUCCUGCUUUUCCUGAAGCACAGCUUGGGGUUUGUCUGCAGUUUUUGGCUUUUAAUAAACUGGGCCUGACCUUAAAUAUUUUAGUUCCAGAAAGCAGAAUCUGAUCUGGAUUACAUUCAGCGCAGAGUGGAGUUUGAAAUCAUGAAAAAUCUUCCUGAGGAUACAGCAGCAGAGGAGGACCCAGCUGCCCUCCUGAAGGAGCUGCCCGUGCUGAAAUCCAGGUACCAAUCCCUGUGUGCCCAGAUGGAGGAGAUUUCCCUGGAGCAGAAGGAAUCCAUGGACAGCAUCCGAGCUGCCCUGCAGAAAACCAUGGAGAUGGUGCAGGCGCUGCAGCAGCAAACCCAGCUGGAGAACUCCCCUCUGUCAGCACAAGAACAGACUGCAGCCCAGCAGUUAAACCUGAAAACGGGGAAAGAAAUUGAAUUUUCAGUGCAAGAGCCAUCCUCCCCAGGAUCUACAGACCCUGGCUCAGCUGAAGAAGCCCAGUUCAUCCCACUGACUAAGGAAGCAUUUCUGAGCGUGCCCAGGAGCAUCAGAAGCACUGUCAAGUUAGCAGACCUGAACACUUUUUACAAGGAGUUAUUUAACCAUUUCAUUGUACAGAACAACAGAGCAGCACUGAGUCUUUCACAGAUGAAAAACAUGAAUAUGAAAGCCACUGACUCAAGAAUUCGAAUCCUGGAAGAACUGGGGAUUGUAGAAGUCAACAAACAAGGAAAUGUUAAAUUAGCUGUGUGAGAGAAAACUCAGAAGCAUCCUGGAAAAUCUCCUGGGUUAUUGAGGAACAGGAAUUUCUCUGGAAGCAGAGUUCCACUGUAGGGAAGUUGUUGAUGUUUCUGUAUAAAUAUUCUGUUGGUAACACUUGAAAUUGGAGAGUUCAAGGUCACUGAGGUUGGCACUUUACCUUGGCUGUAAAGGGAUUUAUUGUGGGAUUUUUUUUAUGAUGGGAUUUCUUUAAGGGAUUGUGGUUGAUGCAUUUUUAAGGAAUGUUGUGAGCCAUGUUCCACUUUCCUGCUGCGUUCCUGAGGGGGUUUUAAAGGCAAAUAAUCCAAGGCUCUUCAUUGUCCUUGCAUUCCUGAAUAAAGAUUUAUUUUAAUUUUGUUGAAGUGA
Messenger RNA from Zonotrichia albicollis (white-throated sparrow), 1871 nucleotides. The record is from RefSeq and is a predicted model, not a curated record. Lineage: Eukaryota; Metazoa; Chordata; Aves; Passeriformes; Passerellidae.